Molecule: messenger RNA, 159 nt
Organism: Ambispora gerdemannii
Lineage: Eukaryota; Fungi; Glomeromycota; Glomeromycetes; Archaeosporales; Ambisporaceae
Source: the annotation of a GenBank genome assembly
AUGGCUGGAAAAAAAAGGAAGAUUUUGCUUCUUGUUGAUAAUGCGACUUCUCAUAUAAUGCCAGAAAAUUCAAGUGAAGUCCAGGAUAAUGAUACAGAUGAAUCAUCAUCUGAAAAUGAUUCUAUUGACGAAAUUGAAGAACUCCAAGAAGAACUUUAA